Molecule: messenger RNA, 3257 nt
Organism: Salmo salar (Atlantic salmon)
Lineage: Eukaryota; Metazoa; Chordata; Actinopteri; Salmoniformes; Salmonidae
Product: mitochondrial glycine transporter B
Biological process (GO): glycine import into mitochondrion
Cellular component (GO): mitochondrial inner membrane; mitochondrion
Molecular function (GO): glycine transmembrane transporter activity
Source: RefSeq, a predicted model, not a curated record
CAAUAUUUCAGCGAAUGGCCCUUGCUUGUUAAUCAUUGUUUAAUCAAAUAAUUACGGAUGCCUGUUUCUGUUGAUUACAUCUUUUGUCCAUUUUCCAGUUCAAUGCUUUGCCCUAUGCAUUUAUAAAUCUGAGUUUCUAUUCUCAUUGUGCACGUUUUGUAACUAGUCUUCGGGUUGUGUUCUCAUUCUAAUUAAUUGAAAUAGUAUUAGACGUACGAUUUUCGGUAUAAAUGUUUUGUUGGACUGGGAAACGCUUCUGACAACUACCCUGUUCAUGAUUGUUAGGGUUUUGUAUUAGAGCUUACUAUUCGUUGAUUCUGGUACUUUCAAAUUGGAAAUUCAGAGCUCAUGUUUCCAAGUCAGAAUUGUCAGUUUCCUAGUUCCGACUAGCACGAGAACGAGGCAUAAAUGCCUAAAUUCCUGCGUGGGAAUCCUGAGAUGCAUAUAGUUCCAAAGAAGAUCACUGUAGGCCUCUGUUUAACAUGAUUGAAAAUUAUCUAGUGUGAGACCUGUAAUAACAGUUGCUCAUAUUUGUAACUACCUUGAAUGUUAGUCGACAUGUACAUUACAGGUUGACAUGGGAGUGCAAAUUCAUUCCUGUCCGUCUAUCCUGUACUGUCCUGAUUCUGCAACAGUUCUAUAACCCCGAAUCAUAAUCGUUCCUGUCCAGUCCCGUGCUAAAUUUUGGCUGAAUGAGUGUGCACCUAGUCAUUUAGCGAUGUCUGUGUUACAUUAACAAUAGACAUUCAUUGUAUUAAUCUGUUUCAAUGUAUAUAAUGUGUGCUGAGUCAUUUGACUCUCUCACAAAAUCAGUCACAUAUGCCGAUUGAGAUGUCUGUCUGUACCCAUUUAAAGUUAUGUAUUGAAAUGACAACGUAUUCCAUAAAAAAUGUAUAUCAAGAUUUAAGGGUCUGGAGUCUGGACACAUUAUUAAAAAUAGUCCUGGACUAAAAAAACACUUUCAAACUUAAUUUGGCCACCUGUUCCUCCUCAAAAAGUAUUGAGAGCAUGAGGAUUCAGGGCCCCCCUCCACAAAUACACACAUGUUCACACCACACACAGACAUAUACACACACACAGUGUGAUCAGGGUGUAUGUAAUGCUAAUGUGCUGGGUGGUGAUCUUUGAUUAGUUAAUAAGUAACUGUGUGUCUUAAAUGGGAACCAUAGUGUGUGUCAGGUGAUUCCUAGUUGGGUCUGUGCUGUGGUGAGUGCCCCAACCCCUCAGUGGAUCAGUCAGAGGCAUUGCAGCUCUCCAGUAUCUGCUGAGCGUUUGGAAAAGUUGAAUGGACAGUGGCAGAGUAAGGACUGAGAAAGUGAUUCAAAAAGAGGAAAAGACAAAAGAGGAUUUUGAUCAUACAAGGACAACAUUAUUGGAUUGGAAUUUCUUCUCAACUUUCAAAAUAACAAUGGAACUGUCUCUGGCUCACCCGGCUCUCAAAGCCUUUAUGUGUGGCUCUCUCAGUGGAACAUGCUCCACCCUGCUCUUCCAGCCUCUGGACCUGGUCAAGACCCGCCUGCAGACCCUUCACAGCAACAUGCAGCCUGGUUCAGCAAGAGUGGGGAUGGUGACUGUGUUCUUAAGUGUUGUACGGACAGAGAAGCUCAUAGGACUUUGGAAGGGGGUCUCACCAUCGUUUGUGCGGACUAUCCCCGGCGUAGGGAUCUACUUCAGCACCUACUACUCUCUGAAGCAGCACUACUUCUUGGAGCAGGGCCCCGGGGCCAUGGCGUCUGUGCUGCUGGGAGCUGGGGCCAGGACUGUGGCAGGGGUCUGCAUGCUACCUGUCACUGUCAUUAAGACUCGCUUUGAGAGUGGCAGGUAUAACUACGUGAGCGUGGCAGGGGCUUUGCGCAGUGUGUGUCAAACAGAAGGACCCAGAGCUCUGUUCUCAGGGCUGACCGCCACCCUCCUCAGAGAUGCUCCCUUCUCAGGCCUCUAUGUCAUGUUCUACAGCCAGGGCAAGAACACUCUGCCACAGGAGAUAAGCACGUCUCCCUACGCACCCCUGGCUAACUUCAGCUGUGGGAUUCUGGCCGGGGUCCUGGCUUCCCUGGUCACCCAGCCAGCUGACGUGGUCAAAACCCACGUCCAAGUCAGCCCACAUCUGUACAAGAGGACUGCAGACGCUGUGCGAUACAUUUACAAUGAGCACGGGUUUCCUGGGUUCUUCCGGGGUGGGGUGCCACGUUCUCUGAGGAGAACGAUGAUUGCUGCCAUGGCAUGGACGGUGUAUGAACAGAUGAUGGCCCGCAUGGGGCUCAAGUCCUGAGGAGGGAUGACAAAAAAGAGGGAUGACAAGAAGAAGGGAUGACAAGUCCUGAAGAGAGAGAAUGAAAUGAGGAACGUGUGUGGACCGAGGAAGAAAGUGAAAGUCAAGUCACAGAGGACAAACCAUUAGUGAGGAGUGCCCUGGAAGGCACUGCUGUGUUUGUGUCUUAAGACUGCCUAGUUGUGAGAGUUUGCCAAUGGACUUAUUCACUGACAUACAGUAUUCUGCUAUAACAUUAUUAACACAUUGCAAAGAUAUGAUGCCUCAAGGACUGGUAUCCAUACUUUGACAGAAAGAUGGGGACUAGUAGUGUCUGUAUAUUUGAAUGGAUUGCAAUAGUUUUGCAUUGCACAAUAUUGUCUGUCUUCAUUGUAUGUGAGGCUACACCAAACAAGACUUUAAUUUAUUUAUUCUACUGGGCUACUUUCAAAAUUCUAUAUUGCACUAUAAGUCCUAAAAUAUUUUUGGUCCCUAACUAGCCACUGGACUCCCAGCCACACUGACUGUUUAAGCUGCUCCAGGCUUUAGAUAUAUAUCCCACUGUAGAAUGUACAAUGUUAGGUACCUGUUCUCCCUAGACUUUAGCACAACUUGUAUCUGCUUGUCUUUAAAUUGAAGGUAAAGAACACUAAUUGCUUAACAUACUGAUCCUUAGCUGGAAAUGCACUUUAACCACUUCCGUAAUCUAAAACCCUGGAGUGUCUCAUGCCGCAGUGAGUCUACCUGCCUUCCCUUUGUGCCAAGCUAUUGCCACUGUUCUAAGAUAUUAUUCUGGUAGAGAUGUUGUAACAUAUAAUAAGCUUUGCUUGCUGUCCAUUUGAGCUCUACAGUUGAUUUGCCUUAGAAGGGUAUUAUAAUUGUUCAUGUUUUCAUAUUUGAUAUAAUUUAUUACUGUUUAUCGUAAUGGUGAAUAAUUAUGCUGGUGUGUUGAAGAGAACAUUUUAAAAAAAUGUUGAAAGAAAAUGUAUAAAAUGAUAUAAGAAUA